UUCACUUGCUCGACCGUGGUCGAAUCGGACGCUUCGAAACCCGAACAGAUCAAGUUCUGUGUUCAGAGUAUAGUACAGUGCAAAGGGGGGCGAACUUUAAAUCCCAGCACGGGCCACGCAUUCAUUCAUCGUUCGACCAGUGACGGAACGUGUCGUGAGUUCGAAUCCCGAAGCGCGCGCUUAACAAAUUUUGUCGUCGUCCUUUCACAAUACAGUGAGAAUGUGUGCGAGCUGAAACAAAAGGAAAGGCAGAACCGACGACGACGUGUGGGCAGCUCUCCUUUUAUGAAUGGGGAGGCAUUGUGUGUGCGGUGAAUUGAAUUGAUAACGGUAAAGGCUACCGAGUGAGGCCGUUAUUCGGCAAAAAGGAUUAGUGGCGACAAUUGGUGCAGUUCUGAACACCGGGGAUUAGUGAGUGGAAGUUGGCAGUAGUGACGCAUCGGCGCGCUAACGAGCUUAAGUGGAUUAGUUGUGUGACCAAGUGGUGGAUGCGAUUCCACGUGACGUGGAGUUUGUAGUGUGCUAACCGGUUCGGUGGAUGAUCCUGGCGGCUGGUUCCGCCCCCACAAUGACCAUGUCGCAAAUCCUGAAGCAGACCAAGAAAUGUUGCUCGAAGAUCAUCAGAAAGCUGUCGUUCCACCCGAACGGAGUCAACGGGCCGUCCUCAUCGUCGUCGUGUGGUGUGGGUUCCAAUAACGGCGGUACGGGAACGCACGGUCGGUCGAUCUCGCUGAACAACCGCGCCACCACAAAGUACGUCCUGCACAAGAACUGCACGCCGACGCGGUGCAAGGUUCAGCCGACCAGUCCGGAGCGGUUCGGAGCGGGUCCGAGCUGGAUGAGCGAGGACGAUUCGCCGGUGCGGCGCAGGCUGGACCUGUCGCCGUCGGCCAACGAGCAGCCGGACAUCCCGGCCACCCAGAACAACUACCGGGUCAGCCGGGACGGCAAGAACCUGCCCAAGAAGCGCACCAACAUCACCAGCAACAAGAACGUCAACCUGCGAAAGUGCUUCCGGAUGCGGAAGGGCUUCAAGGAGGAACUCGGCGAAGAAGAGCUGAACAACAGCGCCAGCGUGGCUUCGUCGAAGCUGGACAAGAUCAGCAAAACGCUGUACCACGGAGCUGGAGGGAGUGGCGCGGUGGAUCACCGAGACGGUGAAGUGAUCUACACCCACGAGGGCAAGCUGAUCAACCUGGCCAACAACCUGGCGUCACAGGCCAACGAAAAGAGCAAGAUCUCCAAACCUCUCUUCCUGAGCGGGAAGCACAAAAACUACAACCAAAUCGAGACCGAGUUCGGCGCCGAGCUGGACUACGACGACGGCGACGAUGACGAGCUGGUGGCCUGCGAAGUGGACGCGAUCCGAACCGCCGCCGACGGCAGCCGCCUCCAGUUCGAGCUGAGUCAACCCCUGCCGGAGGCGCACGUGUCUCCGCUGCCCGGUCGAAGCCACUACGAGGACAUCGUGUUCGAGAAGGUCAAGUUCGACCACAGCAAGCGAUACCUGCGAACCGGCUCUCCGUCCACCGCAAGCAACCGGUCCCACCCGGGCGUCGUCCAGUCCGCCGACAGUCUCCUCUCGAUCAACCAGCUGGCGAACAAGAGCGACGACAUUGUCGACCCCUGGCGGAACUACAACGUCUCCAACGCCAACACCCGGUGGAACAAGGUCGCCAAGAACCCGUGGGAAAUCGAGGCGCAGAAGGUCGACUCGCCGACGCCGACCUCCCCCCUGCGGCCCUCGUGGAACCCCUUCAGCGAGGAGGAACCCGAAACAACUCCGCCGCCCAAAGUGUACCCGCCCCCCUACCAGGUCCGCACCGACAUCUGGCAGAACCUGAACAACAAAAACUACGAGAUCGACUCGGACGUGGUGUGGCGGACGUCGAGCUCCAACUCGCGACGUACCUCGGCCAGCACCGUCGAGACGUGGAUCGAGGACGAGGUCUUUGACAACUCGUUCAACGAGGAGCUGGAGCGUCGCUGUGCCACCCUCCAGAUCUAAGCAGGCGCACAGCUGUGUGUGCGCCGGAGAGAGAGCAAUACUUGUGUCUUUUCCUUCGCGCGAAAAGACGAUCAAAGUAGGCGCGUCCAAACGUAAAACAUAGUUUGUAACUUUGCAUUAAUAUAUAUGAAAUUUGAGCAUGUGAUAUUAAUUAUUUAUGAUACUUAUAAAUUAACGGAAUAAAGACGAAGGCGAACAAAUCUAAGUCUAGUUUAGUUUGUAACGAUAAUAUGAAUUGUGUUUUUGCUGUUUUUGUGAUUUUAUUUUCUGUUGAUUCAAACUAAUGAUCUCAUUUAGAUUUGUGACACUAAUUAUAGUAUUAAUAUCCAACUCAGAGGUUCACGACUAACGCUUAAGCUGCGGAUCAAUCGAAACAGUUUCUUCUCUACCUGUACGUACCUUAACAUAUACAUCAUUCAUAAAAAAACUGGAUUAAAACCGAGCGCAGCAGCGCGCAAAGCAAAAUUAAAUAAUAGUGAGAUAAUAAGCGCGAGUGAGCUUCUUUUCUAUUCCCUUAAUUUAAUUCCCUCCUCAAUUUCGCUAAUAUGCCGACGAAGAGCGCGUGAGAAUUGAAAAAUAAACCAGUGAGAACACUAUCAUCCUUUAUACUGAAAUUGUACUCGUAGAACCGUUGAGAUAUCUAUUGCUUGCAGCAGCACAGUCAGAGACUAUAUAUCGUAAAAGUAAAAGCAAAAAACUAAAAAUAAUAAAUCGAGAAUGAGAAUCGAAAGCAUA
Culex pipiens pallens (northern house mosquito) is the source of this 2743-nucleotide messenger RNA. RefSeq lists its product as uncharacterized. The coding region runs from base 539 to 2008 and encodes 489 amino acids. The record is from RefSeq and is a predicted model, not a curated record. NCBI's taxonomy places the organism in Eukaryota, Metazoa, Arthropoda, Insecta, Diptera, Culicidae. The transcript is spliced from 2 exons.